Molecule: messenger RNA, 816 nt
Organism: Dictyostelium discoideum AX4
Lineage: Eukaryota; Evosea; Eumycetozoa; Dictyosteliales; Dictyosteliaceae
Exons: 3
Coding region: 1-816 (271 amino acids)
Source: RefSeq, a predicted model, not a curated record
AUGUCAUUGAUUAAGAAAUUAUCUAUUUUAAAUUACCCAAAUAAAGACUCUUUAAAUUUAAAUGAAAGAGAACAAUUUAUAUCAGUUAUUUCAUAUUUAUUAGAGAAAUUAUACAAUAGUAGUGAUAUAAGUGAAUUAUUAAAUGUAACAGAUGAAUGGGAGAAUCAAUUUAAAAAUUUCAUUUCACAAAAACAAAUACCAAUCAAUGUGGAUAAUUUAACAGAUAUUAAAGAAAAAGAAAAAGUAGUUACAAUUUUCACAAACUUUUUAAUAAAAAAUCAGUAUAAAGAAAAUGUAGAACAAAUCCAUGAAACUAAAUAUAAAUGCCUUCAAAGAUAUAAAUUAGAAAAUGUGAAUUUUGAUGAAAAUAAUUUAACUGAAGCAGUACAUAGUUUAGCAAAAUUAUUUAAUUAUGACAUUAAACCAACAGAUGUUCAUUAUACAGCUUUAUUAUCAAUGAUUGUUAGAGUUGCUGAAAGAAAAUUCAAUGAUGUUCCAUCAUUAAUCAAAGAUGAAGAAGAAAGAAAAAAGAAAUUAGAGACUACAACCACAACUACAACUACAUCAACAACAACUAAUAACAAUAAUGAUAAUUUAAAUGAUAAUAGUAAAAAUGAAAUUGUUAAUAAUAAUAUUUUCCCAUUAGGAUUUGACUUUAAGGAUGAUAAAAUGAAUAGUGCAGCAACAAUUUUAAGAUUACUUUAUGUUUCAGAUUUAAGAGAAUUACAAAAUAAAAUUAAUCAAGUUUUAUCAAUUGUUCAAAAUUAUACAGCAAAUCCAGAAACAAAUUUUAAAUUGGCUGUUGUUGGUAGAUAA